UUAUAGUGAUAAAGGAGACGCUGAUUGGUGAGCGAGUGUUCGUUGAACGCCUACACACUUCUGUCCUGGUGAUAUGUAUAAAAGGGGAUCGUUGACCAUUGAAGACCACCACGACUCUGAAAAUCACGCCGAGGAAACCUCCACUACGUUUCACUCUUCCUUAAGAAGCCCUGCGUUUGAAGAGAGAAGACUAUGGCUGUGCUGAAGAUCUCCUCGCUCCUCGCCGUCUACGCUUUGGUAGCCUGCCAGAUGGAGAACGGCCAGGCAGUCCCGCUCAGAGCGGGCUUCGAGCCUGUCACCGACCGAGGCGCCCUGGGGGACUACGAAGCCCGGAGGUUACUCAACGCCCUGGUGAAGGAAUACGUCCAGAUGACAGCGGAAGAGCCGGACCAGGGCAGCGAAGGCAAGAGCUUGGAUAGACCCAUUUCCAAACGUUGUGCCAACCUGAGCACUUGUGUGUUGGGCAAACUGUCUCAAGAAUUGCACAAGUUGCAAACUUACCCUCGUACUGACGUCGGGGCUGGGACGCCUGGCAAGAAAAGGAAUGUGUUGAGUGAGCUGGAAAAUGAACGCUAUGCAAACUACGAGGAAGCCCUCGGAAGCAACUAGAUGGCCUCAGUUUCCUCUUUGAUUUUAUUUUCCUCUUUUGUUUCUUUCUUUUAGUUAACUUGAUGCAUGAUGUGGGUCUAACCUUCACUGCUAACUCUGCUGUGUUCUUUUAGAUCUGAAAUGCUUGGAGUAGAGCAAAGUCCAAGUUAAGAAAUUAAGGACAAAAUGUGCACACACCUUUGUAGGGAGUUGGGGAAAAGCAGAAGCCAAAUUCAAAAUUGAUCAGAAUAAGUGACAUUGUCUUGAAAUUUCAACUGUUUUUUAGAUUCUUAUUUUAUGAAUAACAAUAAAGCAUCAUUUUUUAUUUGAGGCUACUCAUUGUAAAAAAUGACAUAAAUAAAUGUUUCUUUCAUGCCUGAUCAUGCAACUGUUCAAUAAACCUAUUUUUCUAUAAGGAA
Candoia aspera is the source of this 1007-nucleotide messenger RNA. It is a transcript of the gene CALCB, whose product is annotated as calcitonin related polypeptide beta. Gene Ontology annotation, biological process: adenylate cyclase-activating G protein-coupled receptor signaling pathway; regulation of cytosolic calcium ion concentration. The transcript is spliced from 4 exons. Bases 193 to 609 code for a protein of 138 amino acids. The record is from RefSeq and is a predicted model, not a curated record. Gene Ontology annotation, molecular function: hormone activity; calcitonin receptor binding. NCBI's taxonomy places the organism in Eukaryota, Metazoa, Chordata, Lepidosauria, Squamata, Candoiidae. Gene Ontology annotation, cellular component: extracellular region.